CCUCGCCACAUCAAUCCUCAUUAUCAGGAAGUGAAGAAGGCUUCCGCUGCCUGGGCCGAAAGCUUCGGUGCGUUCAACCCAAAGGCUCAACACGCGUAUAAUGCCUGCGAUUUCAAACGUCUGCGUACCGGGUGCGACCUCAUGAAUAUGUUCUUCGUAUUCGACGAAUACUCCGACGUCUCUUCACCAAAGGACGUUAUCCAACAAGCUGCCAUCAUAAUGGAUGCUCUGCGCAACCCAUACGCGCCUCGUCCUGACGAUGAAUGGGUCGGCGGAGAAGUUACCAGACAAUUCUGGAAGCGUGCCAUCAAGACCGCCACCGCAGGGGCACAAAGACGGUUUAUCGAUGCGUUCGAAAGCUAUACGCAGUCAGUCGUUCAACAAGCGAAGGAUCGCCACCACGGGUUCAUUCGUGACGUCGACAGCUAUCUCGAGAUGCGAAGAGAGACGAUCGGCGCGAAGCCGUCGUUCGUCGUCCUCCAGAUGGACAUGACCCUCCCAGACGAGGUUCUCGCUCACCCGGUCAUCCAACAGCUGUCUGCCCUGUCCACUGAUAUGAUAUGUCUUGGAAACAGACGGCUCAUUCAGAUACUCUGGACCGUACAGGACAUCUGCUCUUAUAAUGUCGAGCAGGCUCGCGGCGACGACCUCCACAACAUCAUCACGAUAGCGAUGAACCAGUUUGAUAUCGAUAUCGCCGGUGCAAUGGAUUGGGUUGUGAAGUAUCACGCGAAACUCGAGCGAAAGUUCCUCUACCUUUACAAUAACGGUCUUCCAUCAUGGGGCAAGGAGCUAGACCCGCAGGUGGAGCGGUACGUCUGUGGAUUA
Stereum hirsutum FP-91666 SS1 is the source of this 828-nucleotide messenger RNA. Its product is annotated as terpenoid synthase. The record is from RefSeq and is a predicted model, not a curated record. Lineage: Eukaryota; Fungi; Basidiomycota; Agaricomycetes; Russulales; Stereaceae. The annotation marks the transcript as partial. The transcript has 4 exons.